Caretta caretta (loggerhead turtle) is the source of this 3779-nucleotide messenger RNA. The record is from RefSeq and is a predicted model, not a curated record. NCBI's taxonomy places the organism in Eukaryota, Metazoa, Chordata, Testudines, Cheloniidae.
GUCUUUAACAAGAAGAAUGGAGGAAUCCCUGUACUGCUGGCUAAAGGUUUGAAGUAGACUGCCACAGAACUUGCAGAUGUUCAGCUGCUUUCAGAAUCAGGCUGAUUGUGUGUGAAAUGAAAUGGCCACAAGAGAGCAGCAGAGGACAAGGAAUGGGAGAACGGCUGGCUCUAGUUAUUGACCAAGCUGAAAAUGGAUAUGAUACCUUUAAGGAGACAUUUUUCUGAGCAGUCCUAUUUCGGUUCACUUCCCCUUGAAGAGGCUUCUUGUAUAAUGAGACUCUUAAGCGGGUGAUGAUUAAUUUCAGCCAGAUCUCUUGUUGCUAACACUCAGUCCUGGGCAGCCAGGCUUUGUGUGUUUAGCAGAAGGCAGCUCAUUGCAUGACACUGAGACAAACACCCAAAACAAACUCGGAAGGAGGGAGGCAUCUCAUGGAAAAGCGUAUUUCCAGCCAAAACCAGAUCCCAGAUCUGUACUGCCCCAAACUUGGAGAGGUUUGAGAUCCUGAUCUGCCUUUGUGAUUGGAGCCCAUCUCUAUGGACAACUCCCUGUGAAUAUUAUUAUAGAUCUAAUGAUUUAGAUUAUACAGUGGCAAAUAUUUGCCAAGAUAGAAUUCCGACCUGGGGUUGGACUCCUACGUAACAGACGGGUGAAAAGGGAAUAGAGGGCUCCUCCCCCUCUGAGCUCACUGGUGGACAAUCUUUCAUAAGCAUAAAAGAAACUGAAAGUUCUGUCUUUUCUCUCUCCUGGGGGCCAUGGCGACUGCUGCUAAUCCUGUCAAAAAUCUCCAGGACGAAGUGACUUGUUCUCUUUGCCUGGACUAUUUUAAAGACCCAAUAAUAAUCACAAAAUGUUCCCACAGCUUCUGCCGAGCCUGUAUCACCCAGCACUGCAAGGACCCAGGAACCGAUGUCCGCUGUCCUCAUUGUAGGAAGAGCUUUCAGCAGGAAAACUUAAUCUCAAACAGGCCGCUGGCCAACAUGGUGGAAAUAGUCCAGCAGUGUCUGAACAGAACUGCCAAAAAACAGGGAGAGGAAAGUGAGGCAGAGAAACACCAGGAAGUAUUGAAACUCUUUGGUGAAGAUGAUCAAGAAGCCAGUGAAGCCUGGGCUCGGAAUUCUCAAGCUGGGCUUCCCCCAGACAGGAGAGCAUGGGAGACCAAGGCAAAAUUGGAAAUAAGUGAGGUCUCCAAGCAAAUUGAAAUAGCCCAAGAUGCCAUCAGCAGCAGCAAGCAGGCCAGCGCUGAAAUGAAUGAAUACAUGUCUCAUAUCAAAGGCUUGAUUACUGAAGACUUCUGUGCCAUGAAACAGUACCUUGAAACACAAGAGAGAGCCACACUGAUGGUCAUUGGACAAGAGCAACAAGUGGCUCAACAGAAAAUAGAAGAAAUGAUUGGCCAUCUCACUGCGAAAUUGAACAUGCUCACAGAAAUCAAAACCCAGCUGCAGAACAGGCUGCAAAAUAACGCGAUGGAGCAGAUGAGCGAUACAUCAUCCAAAAGAGAAAUUUACAUAGGCUCUCCGAUAAUAUUGAAUAAAAUUACUCUUGAUGCUAAGAAGAUUUGUGUUGUCACAAGUGCUGUAGAAGAGCUCAAGAAGCAAUUGGAAAUGUUAAUAUUGAAGAAAUAUCCUGCCCAGCUGCCACAAGAACCUGUAGCUUUGCGUCAGGAGAGGAGUGUCUGUUCCACAUCUGUGGUGUCUGCAUUUGACAAUCCAGAACCGGUUAUUUCAAGUCAGUUUUCUCAGUGGGCAGUGAACGUGACCUUUGAUCCCCAAAGAAUCCAUCGUAACCUGGAGAUCACAUCUGAGAAUAAGAAAGUGAUUGUAUCCCGUUUUCCACCUCCUUAUGAACCAACUCCCAAGAGAUUCUGCGUCAGCCAAGUGAUGUGUUCUCAAAGUUUCUCUGAAGGACGCCAUUAUUGGGAAGUAAGUACCAAGGACAGCGGCGGAUGGGCUGUUGGAGUUGCUGAUGGAAAUAUUGGUAGAAAAGAUCAGCUGGGGAGAACUGAACUAUCCUGGUGUGUGGAAUGGACUGGUAAGAAUAAACAGUUGUCAGCAUGGCACAGGAACCAGGAAACCCAGUUAAGUGAAGACCGACCCCUGAAGGUUGGAGUUUUCCUUGAUCUUGCAAACAAGCACCUGUCAUUUUAUUCUCUCACUCAUAAAGAAACCCUCUUGCAUACAUUUGAAAUCAAUAUCCUACAUCCUGUUUACCCUGCUUUCUGGCUGUAUGGUUUGGAUGAAGAAGGAUCCUUAACUAUAAAUCAUAUCAACAGGGACUAGUCUGCAGUUCUUAUGGAAACUGAAGAUUUAAGCUGUGAAUUUCAGGGUUGCAAGAGCUUUAUGUUUUGGAUGUGAGGCUUUUAUAUCAUGAUGCAGGGCUACCAUCUCUAGCAUAGUGGGAAGGUAACAGCUGAUAUGUUUUCUUCUUCUGCUUUUCUCUAUUUUCUCCCUCCUUGUUACAAAUCCUGCCUGAUCUGCCCUGUCUUUGUUAAAGCAGGGUCUGGGGGUGUUAUGUUUAACUCGGUUACACUCCCUGUUUUCCUGCACCUUAACUUAGCUUAACUUUUUGCUCAAGCACAGGCCACAAUUGUGUCUUCUCAUAAAGCUUUAGGUAGAGUCAAACCUCAGAGCUAUUGUAUGUAAAACCCUGAAUGUAGCUGUUCUUAACAGUUCCCAGUCAGCUUGAAAAAGAGAGUACCUACAUUUUCAUGGCACACAAACAUUUAAUACACUCAAAAACAUUGUUAAUAAUAUUUGGAAUACUUAGGAAUAAUUUCUCUGAAGCUAUUUAGUAAUAAAUCUCCUGUGUUUGCCAUAGAGACCUCCCUGCUUUGUUGCUGUUACAUAUAUCUAAAUGCAAGGCUUUAACAUACAUUUACACUUCUGUACCUGGGUACACACAUUCCUCUGUGAUCUUCUUUCAGAGAUGAUAUCUCAAAUGCUAUAGUGUCUAAUGACUGCCACACCCUACUUCUGCAUAUUUUUGGUCUCUUCUAGCUGAGUUGCCCUGUCCUGCACUUGUGCACAGAUGUAGUAUUCAAACAAAAGUCUGUCUUCUCCCCAUUGCUUUCUCUCCCCUUUCUUUGGGCCCUGCAAAAUUCAAAUGCUGCAGUACAGAGUACAUUGACAUGUGCCUAAGUGUUUGUAAGAUCAGGGCCCGAAGAGUAAAAUUUUGCUCUCUGAUCUUCAUGGAGGAUCUAGGCUCCAAUAUUUGCGUAUUUCCAACAGUGAAGAUUUCUGCACGGUUAGGGAAAGCAGAACAUUGGCGUUUACGGCCUUGAUCUCGUAAACAUUUACAAAUAUGCUUAACUUUAAGCACAAGUCUUCCCUCUGACUGAAGUCAUUAGGACAACACUUGUGCUUAAAGGUAAGCACAUUCAUAAGUUUUUGCAGGAAUCUAGGAAUGUAGGUCUGUUGUGUGGAUCCGAGAGAUGAUGCACAUGGGAUGACAUGCAGGUUAGUUGGCCUGGGCACAUAACCACAGUGAUAUUUCUUUCCCCAAGUUGACUUGGAAAAGAGAGAAAGAGCAGCAACAAAGUGGGGAGCAUACUGAACAGGAUCUGGGCAUUUCUAAUUUCCCAAAUGCAGGCUGAUCGCGGCAGCUCCAGGACUGUAAUUUGUUAUUCUUUGUAAAAUAACCCUCCCGUAUAAUCUGAAAAUGGGCACUUUACAUUGGUUCUGGUUUUUCAUACAUACCAUCUGCAUGUCUCAUUUGCUGUCUUUUACUUUGUGUCAUUGAUGUGGAUGAUAUUUUUAUUAAAAUACAUGAAAAUCUGA